AACACCUCUAAAUAAUACAACAUGUUACACGUAUUUCUAUUUAGCAGUGAGUAUUGUUUCUUUGAUAUUUAUUCGAACUUUCUCUUGUAUUCAUAUUAGCUAGUUGGCCCUAGAUAGCUAACUACCUGAGGAAAAUAAAUGGCUAACGUGUAGCUGAAAUGGCUAGACCCAACUGUAUCGCAGCAAGUAACUGAUUAUGUUGCAGUUCAUUUGCAAUUAUACUCUAAGCAAUUAUACUCUCACACGUAGCCAUGGCAUGUGCAAAUGGUGAACUAGUCAGUACAGGGACUGGGGAGGGAGCCAGCAAAUGUUUAGGGUUAUGGUUAUCUCAGCAAGGCCCCCUCUUCCAUUUUGCGUAGUAACGUAAGUGAACAAAGGCUGGAGGUGUGAUUGGUGUUUACUAAGGUUAGCUAGUUGUUUUACCCUCUUAUUAUAGUUUGUUAUUGCAGUAUAGCAGAACCAACUAGCUAUUUCACGGAAAUAAGAAAUCCCGCAAUUUCCAUGUGCUACGUAUUUCCACACCACUGGCUUUAUGCCCUAUUGUAGCCUACCCCAAAUUCAGCCAUAAUGAUACACAUCUGCUUGAUUGUUAUAAACACACUUGGCUGUUUGAAUGUGGGUUUAAUUGUAUGUGGAGGACCAUUUUUAUCUAAGUGUUAUGAACAGACUAUUGGCCUACUUGAAUAUACAUUGUUGUUGUGUGGAAAAUGUGUACUACAUGAACAUCUAAAUGGACAAAUCUUCUUUCAGUUUCUCAUUCACGUUUGCGGAGUAUCAAUUUGUUUUGAAAAUUGAGGCCUGUUGAAAUGGGAGAUCCAGCCAUGCACCGAGAUUGCCCUCUCGACUGCAAGGUCUACGUGGGAAACCUGGGGAACAAUGGCAAUAAGACAGAGCUGGAGCGGUCAUUUGGCUAUUAUGGGCCACUUCGCAGUGUCUGGGUAGCUAGGAACCCCCCAGGCUUUGCCUUUGUGGAAUUUGAAGAUCCAAGGGAUGCAACUGACGCAGUGAGAGAACUUGAUGGAAGGACACUAAGUGGUUCCCGUGUGCGAGUGGAGCUGUCCAAUGGUGAGAAACGCACCCGCAACCGGGGUCCUCCUCCAUCGUGGAGCCGACGUCCUCGAGAUGAACAUCGUGGGCGUCGUGGUAGCCCGCCCGCCAGGCGCAGAUCCCCACGUAGGAGGAGCUUCAGCCGCAGCCGAAGCAGGUCUCUCUCCAGAGACAGGAAGAGGGAGAGAUCUUUGUCCCGGGACAGGAACCACAAACCUUCAAGAUCAUUUUCUCGAUCAAGGAGCCGCUCCAGGUCUACGGAGAGAAAGUAAGGAAAUGCAUGGCAGUCGAGUUUGACGGCGAAGAAGAUGAAUGAUUUUUUUUUUUUUUUUUAAUAUUUUAGCGGUUUCGUUUUUGCUUCUCUGUGACAUGUAAGGUAUCCAAUUCCUCUGUAUUUUGUAAAUAAGUUGGUAUGCAGGUGUAACGCAUGACUAAAAUGGCUGUUAGUCCUGUUAAUGCCAAGACAUACCGUAGUUGUCCGCAAGCAGUAUUUCAUCAAUCAUUAUAAGCGUUCUCUAUUUGUCCAUGAAAGUACCAGCUCACGGAAACACACCAUUCUAAGUAGUCUAGUGCUCAAGUCAUGUUCCAUGUCAGCAAGAUUAGUGUGUCGAUGUGGUGGAAGGCUAUCCUAUUGUCGGUUAAUAUACCGAUGUUUUCUAAUUGACCUCUAGGACUUCCACUAUUCUUCCAGUUCCUGUUGGUAAAGGUUUGUCUUUGCAAAUAACGGCACCCUUAUUUUGACUACAAUAGCCCACUGUUUUUCUUUUCCUUGAUAUUUGUACUACUUGUUAUGUUCUCAGAAUUAAACUAGUUGUAAAAAGGC
Salvelinus namaycush (lake trout) is the source of this 1870-nucleotide messenger RNA. RefSeq names its product serine/arginine-rich splicing factor 3. NCBI's taxonomy places the organism in Eukaryota, Metazoa, Chordata, Actinopteri, Salmoniformes, Salmonidae. Gene Ontology annotation, biological process: mRNA splicing, via spliceosome. The transcript is spliced from 6 exons. Gene Ontology annotation, molecular function: RNA binding. Bases 807 to 1319 code for a protein of 170 amino acids. Gene Ontology annotation, cellular component: nuclear speck. The record is from RefSeq and is a predicted model, not a curated record.